Molecule: messenger RNA, 1464 nt
Organism: Phytomonas sp. Hart1
Lineage: Eukaryota; Euglenozoa; Kinetoplastea; Trypanosomatida; Trypanosomatidae
Source: the annotation of a GenBank genome assembly
AUGCUUUCUCAAUCGUCAAUGGAUCCCUUCACUGGGACCAUCGAUAGCCUCGAGAUGCUGCAUGACGUGAUGAAGUACAUUCCUUUUAAUCGACGCACUCUCACCGCGAUGCGAUGUGUUUCUAAACCCUUUCGUCGAGGCGUACAAAGCACCCAAAGUCCUUGGUCUGGCUACAAUGAAAUGAUGCUGUCCUGUUAUGGUCAAUGUGUGCUUUUUAAUGCUCAAGAGGAUGACAAAGGCAAUAGUUGCUUUGAAUUGAUUUCGAUUUCUCCUAUUGGGCGUAAAUUUCAGAACGUAAGUGCGCGGGUGCUCAGCCGCUACCAUACACGUGUCGCCAACGGCCUGACCAAACUCGUACUUCACUACUCCCAUAUUGAUGACUCAUCCUUCGAAACGCUUGCCACUUUAACGAAUCUACGAGAAUUAGAGUUUGUUUCAUGUCGAAGUUUAACCUCGAUAGGGAAUGCUAGUUUGAUAAAGAAGCUUGAGAAGCUUGAGGUGGCUUUCUGCCCCUUGGAGCAUGAUGGGGUUCAGGAUCUUUCUCUCCCCUUGCUCAAAACUCUCAUUUUCCGCUCUUGCCAUAGGCUGAGCGAUCUCAAUGAGAUUGCCAGCGAGACCGCCGCAUCGCUGGAGGAGGUAACCAUCGAGAAUUGUAAUGCCUACGACGACACUUCUAAUAUUUUUUUACACAACCUCGGCCCCCAUCUUCGCGUGUUGUCGCUUUGUAGUACGCAUAUUGAUGGGGCGCUCGCGUUGAUCACUCAGCACGAUCACGCGCUCAAUUUACAAACACUCCAGCUUUCCGACACCCCCAUUCGCACAGAAACGCUUGAUCAAAUAGUCUCUUUUCUAAAGGACAACUUAGAAUAUCUAUCUUUAGAAAACUGCAAAAAAUUAAAUGGGUUUGAGCCGUUAGGGAUGCUGCACCGGCUACGUUUUCUGGACGUUUCGCAGGCGGAGUUGACCGACGGUUUGGAUAUGCUGGCGGGGUGUAAAUACUUAGAACUCUUACGGGUGGCCAAUUCCACUGUAGAGGACAUUUCCUUUCUCGGAUCGAUGCCAUUUCUUAGAGUCUUGGAUGCCCCAGCAUCUAGUCUGACCGAUAGUGGGAUCUUAGCUCUUAGGGAUGCACCCGAGCUCGAUACGGUAGUUCUAACAAGGUGUAUUCAUAUUUCUGAUCUUAAUGUUUUACAAACCUGCCCUAGAAUUCGGCGUAUUUUUUGUGCUCAAACAUCUAUUACUGAGAAAAGCAUUGCCGAUCUUGCUGAGUGCGAUAAUUUAGAAGAGUUGGAUAUAAAAUUAACAGCUGUAAAGGAUGUUAAUUUUAUGGCAGCUUGUAAGUCACUUAAAUCCAUCAAUGUCUGUAGCACUGUGGACUCCAUUGAAGGUAUUCAAGAUUUGCUGGAUCGACAAGACCUUGAUGUGGUAUGUGAUUCAUUUGAUGGUGGCCAAUACAUGGACUGA